Pistacia vera is the source of this 2970-nucleotide messenger RNA. RefSeq names its product TPR repeat-containing protein ZIP4-like. Lineage: Eukaryota; Viridiplantae; Streptophyta; Magnoliopsida; Sapindales; Anacardiaceae. The record is from RefSeq and is a predicted model, not a curated record. The transcript is spliced from 5 exons. Gene Ontology annotation, biological process: regulation of synaptonemal complex assembly; meiotic cell cycle. Bases 1 to 2841 code for a protein of 946 amino acids. Gene Ontology annotation, molecular function: protein binding.
AUGAGAAUCGCCGAGAUUUCGUCACCGGAGAUCCGGCAACAAUCCAGCCACAACCUCCACCACUGCCUCAUCUCUCAACUCGACUCUUUAAUUAAACAAACCGAAAAUCACCACUCUCCUAACAACCUUUCCACUCUCUCCUCCGAUCUCAAACAAACCCUAACUCAACUUACUCAACUUGCUCCCUUUCCCAACAACUCACUCAAGCUUCAACUCUGGAAACUCGCCUACCGGCUCUGGAACUCUUGCGUCGAUCUCUCAAAUGCCGCCUCCAUUUCCCGCUCUUCCUCCGCCGACGAACACAUCGCCAUUCUUCGCCACGUUGCCGCCGAUCUCCUCUCCCUCGCUGCUGACGUCUCCGGCGUUCCUUCUCCCGCCAUCAAGUCCGCCUCCUUCUACUACAAAACCGGUCUCAUCUGGCACAAUCUCAGAAAGUUCGAUCUCGCUUCGAUUUGUUUUGAAAAAGCCACGGAGAUUGUAUCCAAGCUCGAUAUUAAGAAGAUUUCCGACUGGGGAGAGAAGAAAAUGAUAUUAGAUAUAAAUAUCGCGAGAUCUCGGACUGCCUGGGAAGUUCUUGACCGAAAAAUCGCGAUAAAUUUACUCAACCGAGCCAAAUGUCUUCUCUUCGGCUCGUUUGACCAUUACAAAGCGCUUGCGAAUCAGUUCUUGAUGUUUGGCAAGAGCAUUUUAUCAAAACACGACACCGCUUCAUUAAACGAUGCGCUGAAGCUGAUGAACGAAGCGUUGGAUCUCUGCGAGAAGGGAUUGGAUGAAGUGAGAACGCGUGAAGAGAUGUCGGAGCUCAAGGAUUUAAAAUUCAAAACGCUGCGUUUCAUAUCGGCGGUUCAUUUGCAAAAGGGAGAAUACGAGAGCGUGAUCAAGUGCGUGAGGGUUUUAAGAGAGGGUAGUUUCGGAAACGGUGGUGAGGUUGGGGACCACCACGCGAGUUUGCCGGUUUUGGCAAUGAAGGCGUGGCUGGGUUUGGGGAGAUACAGUGAAGCGGAGAAGGAGCUGAGGGACAUGGUGGUAAUUAAGGGGGUUCCGGAGACUAUUUGGGUGUCGGCGGUGGAGGCUUACUUUCAGGCGGCGGGAACGGCGGGUGCUGAGACUGCAAAAGGUGUGUUUCUGGGACUGUUGGGACGGUGCCACGUCAGUGCCAAAUCUGCGGUCAGAGUGGCCCACAGGGUUGUUGGAGAUGAUGGGGAUGGCGUUAGUGCAGGGGCAGCCAAAGUGAGGGCCAAGGUGGUGGCAGAGUUGGUAUCUGAUGAGAGAGUACUGGCGCUUUUUGCCGGUGAUGCCGCGGCCAAGGAUAGAACCACCAUGCAUGCCGUUUUGUGGAAUUGUGCUUCGAAUCAUUUUCGAGUGAAAGACUAUGAGAUGAGUGCAGAGAUGUUUGAGAAAUCGAUGCUAUAUCUUCCAUUUGACUUAGAAAAUAGAAACCUCCGAGCCAAGAGCUUCAGAGUUUUGUGUCUCUGUUACCUUGGACUUUCUCAGCUUGAUCGAGCUCAAGAAUACAUCAUUGAGGCAGAAAAGCUUGAACCCAACAUAGGCUCUGCUUUCCUUAAGUUCAAAGUCCUUCUGCAAAAAAAGGACCAUAAGAAUGCUAUUAAUCAAAUCCUGGCAAUGACAAUCUGCCUCGACUUCACUCCAGACUUCCUUUCCCUUUCAGCCCAUGAAGCUGUUGCUUGCUGUGCUCUUCCAGUUGCUGUUGCCGCUCUAUCCAAUCUCCUAAACUUCUACACGUCAGGACCAUCCAUGCCAUCCAUGCCAACAACAGAAGUUGUAGUUUUACGUACCUUAGUUACAAUCCUGACUCAAGAACCAGGCAAUGAGUCAGAAAUCCUCAAAUACGUGAAACGAGCUCAUACGCGGGCAUCUGAACUUGGGCCUGACUAUUUUUUUGGCAAAGAGGAGGCUGGAAGACGAGAACAGAAUUGGUUUGCAGUGAUGUCUUGGAAUUUUGGGACAAAAUGUGGGAAGGAGAAGAAUUAUGAAUUGUGUGUUGACUUUUUGAGAUUCGCUUCAGAAUUUUUUGGUGGUUUGGUUGAUGGGAAAGUGGAAGAAAAUAGUGUCAUGGUUUGCAAAUCAUUAAUUCUUACUGUAUCUGCCAUGAUAGCCUUAGAGAAUCAAAAGCAGACUGCAUUGGAGGACACUGAAGUGAAACAAGCUGUUGAACUGCUAGAAAGAUCGGAGAAGAUACUGACUUCAUUGUCACCGGGGUCUAUGGAGUCCGAACUCUACUUCAUGUAUACAUUCACCGCCUAUGAUAUACAAGGGAGGCUCAACAAUCCAGAAUCUCAACAACUCCUUGUAAAGAAAUUUGCCAGCUCAAAGGCUUGCACUCCCAAAAACCUCCUCCAGAUUGGCCUCGCUGCCUCACAGGGUCCAAGGUCCAAUCCUCAAGUAGCCACCUUCGCUCUUAAUGAGAGCCUCUCAGCUCUGCUUUCUUGCCCCUCACCUGACUACCAAAACGUGGCCCUAACCGUCCGCAAGCUAAUCGCAGUAGCCAGCAUUCACAGAGGCGAAACAGAUGAUGAUGCAGUGCACAGUAUGUACAAACAAGCGUAUCGAAUAAUGGUGGGGCUUAAGGAAGGUGAGUAUCCCUCAGAAGAAGGAAAAUGGCUUGCAAUGACUGCAUGGAACCGCGCAGCAGUGCCGGUGAGGCUGGGGCAGAUUGAGCUUGCAAGAAAGUGGAUGAAUGCUGGAGUGGAAAUUGCUGGGAAAGUUGUUGGAAUGGAGACUUACAGGGCAUGCAUGGAGGAUUUCAUUUCUAGUUUCGAAAAUAAAUGUCAUGAGCACAAAAACCAUACUAGUGAAAGCAGGCCUCUGAUGGUGUUAUGAUCCAUUAUGUGUACGUCUUACAGAAAUCACCAGUGGUACAUCUAUUUUGUAAAUUGUAAAGAAACUUAUAUGCACUAUUAAAUACAUACUCAAAAGAGACUGUAAGGUUAAGAAUUAUAUAUCCAUGAA